UAUGAUAAGUAGGAUUAAACCUAAUUGGGUUGGUGGUGGGUUUAGGUUUUCUGGUCGUCGUCUGGUUUCAGAUGACUUUAGCAAGGCGUAGAAAUGAACCAGAACUGAUUGUGUUUGAUCUCGAUUACACGCUUUGGCCAUUUUGGGUCGAUACCCAUGUUAGUCCUCCAUUCAAGUCAGAUGGUAAAGGAGGCGCAUAUGAUAGAAACAACUACCACAUAGAACUUUAUCCUGACGUCCGAGAUCUCCUCAACGAAUUAGCAGAGAAAGAAAUUAAACUAGCAGCAGCCUCACGAACGGAAGCACCGGCUGCUGCUCACGACCUACUCAAAGAGCUCAACAUGGACAAUUAUUUUCACUACAAAGAAAUAUAUCCGGGAUCGAAAACAGCACACUUCAAAAGCAAAUUGCCGUUCAGGUUCAGAGCAAUGUCGGGAGUGAGGUACAUCGACAUGCUCUUCUUCGACGACGAACAACGCAACAUUACAGACAUCAGCAGACUGGGAGUGACGUGUGCUCUAGUACACACUGGCCUCACUCGGCAUGCUUUUCACACAGCAAUGGAUGAGUUUAUCAGAACUAGGCAAACGUGAUUUAUUAUAACAACUUUCCCUCCUUGUCGUAUUUCCGUG
Molecule: messenger RNA, 632 nt
Organism: Corticium candelabrum
Lineage: Eukaryota; Metazoa; Porifera; Homoscleromorpha; Homosclerophorida; Plakinidae
Product: magnesium-dependent phosphatase 1-like
Exons: 6
Coding region: 72-593 (173 amino acids)
Molecular function (GO): acid phosphatase activity
Source: RefSeq, a predicted model, not a curated record